Molecule: messenger RNA, 1293 nt
Organism: Adineta steineri
Lineage: Eukaryota; Metazoa; Rotifera; Eurotatoria; Adinetida; Adinetidae
Source: the annotation of a GenBank genome assembly
AUGUUGUCAACAGAAAACUAUGAAUUCGAUCCAAGUUAUCGUGGACAGACAGGAACUAGUAUAGGUGUAUCAACUGUUGGUUUUCGUACUAAUAAAUAUAAUCCAAAUGAAUGGCAUGAAAAUAAUUAUGCAAAAUAUUAUCAAGCAUUCAAUGAUCGUGAAGAUUCCGAAAAACAACGAUGGCAAGCAACUCGAACUGAAAAUGAAACACUUGCACUUCAACAUCAAACACAAGCAUUAUCAACAAAAAAAUUACAACAACGAUUACAUGAUGUUAAUUUUUGGAAAUUUGAACUUAAUCGAAUGAUAGAAGAUGUUAGAAAUGAAACUGAUCUACUUGUAGCACAAAAAAAACGUUUAGAAAAUGCAUUAGAUGCUACUGAAGCACCACUUCAUAUAGCUACUGAAUCUUUAGCUAAUCGAGAUCGUCGUUAUGGUGAAGAUCGUGUCUAUGAUCCCGUUGAAAUUGCUCUACUAAAAGAAGUAGAAAUUAUUAAUAACGUACAAAAUCUUUUACGUCAAACCAUUAUGACUGCUGAACAACAAAUUAGAGCUAAUCGUAAUGCUAAACAAAAUCUUGAAAUGGAUUGGAGUAAUAAAUGGGAAGCAUCUGUAGCUGAUGCUAAAGCAACAAAUCGUCGUAAUGAAGAUGUUGAUAUCAUGUUUUAUCCAGGUGUUGCUCGACAUUAUGACAACCAAUCAACACCGGAAUCAUGGGCACAAAAUUCUCAUGAUAAUAUUGUUAACGGUCAAAAUCAACUUAUGGCAUCAAUUCAAUUACGUUCUUUAAUUGAUAGUAUACUUGUUGAUACUUCACGUGAUAUGCGUGAACAAGCUGAUGUUGUUGAAACAGAAUUUGGUAAACGUAUUGCUGAAAUGUCCGAUGCUUUACAAAAAAUGACUUACAAUAUGCGUGAAACAUUAAAAGCUGUUGCUGAAACUGAGAAAAAGAUUGAUAUGCUUCGAGCAUCAAUACGUGCUAAAGAAGCACCACUUAAAGUAGCACAAACUCGUUUGAAUGAUCGACGUGCUCGACCUGGUAUUGAAUCUUGCCAUGAUCCAGCUCAAGAUCAUGUAAUUGGUGAAGUUUAUCAAUUAUCACAAUCAAUUGAUAGUCUUACUGGCGAAUUACGUGAAGCCGAAUCGAAUUUGAAAAAACUUCGUGAUGAUCAUCAAAUACUUGUCAAAGAAAUUGAAAUGAAAAAGAAUAGUCUCUAUAUUGAUCAACAAAAGACAAUGCCAAUUCGUAUGCGUUAUCCAAGUGUACAACGUCUACUUGGUUAUAAUGCAUAA